Messenger RNA from Momordica charantia (bitter melon), 3781 nucleotides. It is a transcript of the gene TGH, whose product is annotated as SWAP (Suppressor-of-White-APricot)/surp domain-containing protein. Gene Ontology annotation, molecular function: RNA binding. The record is from RefSeq and is a predicted model, not a curated record. Gene Ontology annotation, biological process: mRNA processing. Gene Ontology annotation, cellular component: nucleus. NCBI's taxonomy places the organism in Eukaryota, Viridiplantae, Streptophyta, Magnoliopsida, Cucurbitales, Cucurbitaceae.
CCGGCGCGCGCGCCCUAGCCCAGCCCCGAUCAUCUUCUUCGGCAUUCGCGGGAAGAGGUUUCGUUGUUCCGCUCCACGAUAACUUUAAAAAUCGAUCUGUUUUCAAUACUCCAUAUCCUCUUAGCCUCCCUCCGGUUUUUAUCUUGAAAAUUUUGAACCAAUGGAAUCGGACGAAGAAGACUUUGUUUUCUAUGGAACCCCAAUUGAGCGGGAGGAAGAAAUCAACAGCCGUAAGAAGAAAUCCGUGGCAGACGCUUCUGGUACCAUGCGAAGCCUCGCUCCCUGGAAACAAGAGGUUAGAGACGAGGAAGGGCGUAGAAGAUUUCAUGGAGCAUUCACUGGUGGAUUUUCUGCUGGUCAUUAUAAUACAGUGGGCUCAAAAGAAGGUUGGACUCCACAGUCAUUCACAUCGUCCCGAAAGAAUCGAGCUGAAGUCAAGCAGCAAAACAUAUUAAACUUCUUGGACGAAGAUGAAAAAGCCGAAUUUGAAGGUCGAGCCUUGGGGACAUCUUUCCAGUUCGAUACAUUUGGAUUCACAGCAGAAGAGCAUGCUCGUAAACAAGCUGAAAAGGAGCAACAGCAAAGGCCGUCUGCUAUUCCUGGGCCUGUUCCUGAUGAAUUAGUUGUUCCAGCUGCAGAAUCCAUAGGUGUGAAGUUACUAUUGAAGAUGGGAUGGCGCCAUGGACGUGCAAUAAAGGAUUCACGAGCUAAUUCCCUCUACGAUGCUCGAAGAGAUGCUCGAAAAGCAUUUCUAGCAUUUUCAGCAGGUGAUGAGAAAUCAGAAAUCUCCAAUUCUGAACUAUUUGAGGAGGAUGAUGAUACUGUCUUCCCUCAACCUGCCAAUGGUGAUAUUCCGUCUUCUCAAAACACACCAGUUUAUGUGAUUAACCCAAAACAGGAUUUGCAUGGGUUAGGUUUUGAUCCUUACAAGCAUGCACCAGAGUUUAGGGAAAAGAAAAGAGCACGUACAGCUGGGAAUCAGGAAGGUUACAGAAAAGUGUUCUCCACGAAAAAUAAUCUUUUUGGCUUUAGGACUGAGAGGGUUGCUUCUGGCUUUGGCAUUGGUGCGCUUGAAGAACUUGAUGUUGAAGAUGAGGAUGUUUAUACUGGUUAUGAGUUUGAGGAAACAUACGUUCAAGAAGAUGAUGAGUCUGAGUCGUCUUCUAAAUUGAUUACAGAUGGUAAACAAAAGUUGAUUGGAAAAGUAGAGGGUGUCUUGCCUGGAUUUAGAGUUGCAUCAAACUCUGACUACCAGUUGGAGAGGUUUGAUCCUCCAGUAAUACCUAAAGAAUUUGUACCCCACCACAAAUUUGCGGGGCCUCUUAACAUGGGCUACAAGCUUGCUGAUACCCCUCCUGUCGAGGUUCCUCCUCCCGAUGAUAAUAAUCUGAAACUUCUAAUUGAAGGGGUGGCAUCUUUAGUUGCUCGCUGUGGAAAACUAUUUGAGGAUCUCUCUAGAGAAAAAAAUAAGUCAAAUCCAUUAUUUAGUUUUCUUACUGGAGGAACUGGCCACGAGUAUUAUUCAAGGAAACUAUGGGAGGAGCAACUGAAGCGGGUGGAGCAACCUAAGCAUCAACAUAAUGAUAAAUUGUCUCCAAGCAUGGAGAAGAUGACGGCCGAAAGUCGUGGAAAAAUCUUAGGUGAAAGGCCUCUGGCAAGAAGCUCUAAAGAGUUAAAUCCACCCACUGCUUCUGAUGGCGUGCAUGUCCAAUUCAAUCUUUCAGAUACAUUUACUAAACCUACAUCAUCUGGUGGGAUGCCGGAAAUUGUCAAACCAUUCAAGGAUGAUCCAGCAAAGCAAGAAAGAUUUGAGUAUUUUUUGAAGGAAAAGUAUCAAGGAGGUCUUCGCACUGCAGCUUAUGUCGGAGCUAUUAAUAUGUCAGAAGCAGCUCGUGCACGUGAACGCUUGGACUUUGAGGCUGCUGCAGAGGCAAUUGAGAAAGGGAAAGGUUUGAAAGAAGCUAAACUCUCUGCCGAGCACUUUGUGGAUUUUUUAUCCACUGGAGCAAUGCAGUUUACUUCUGGUGGCGUAGAGGAAGUGAAAGAUACGAAAGUAGAAGGUUUAAUUAUGGAGAAAAUGAUCCCAAAACGGGAAGAAUAUCAGUGGCGUCCUGCUCCUAUUCUAUGCAAGCGAUUUGAUCUCAUUGAUCCCUACAUGGGAAAGCCACCACCAGCUCCUAGGAUGAGGAGCAAGUUGGAUACACUUAUUUUCACAUCAAAUUCUGUCAAAUCGACAAAGAUAGAAGAAGCUUUAACCUCAACCAAGGACCAUUCUUUAUUGCGUCAAUGGAGUGCUGAAGAAAAAGACCAAGAUGCAUCUGAAAACGAAAAUGAGAAAGAAAUAGAAGUUGAAUGUGUUGAUCGGCCCGUUGAUCUCUAUAAGGCUAUUUUCUCUGAUGAGUCUGAUGAUGAAGAGAGUACAUCAACACUGAAACAAACCGAGGAUCCUAAAAAGAAAGUUGAAGUGGCUAAUACAACAUUAAACCGUUUGAUUGCGGGUGACUUUCUGGAAUCUUUGGGUAAAGAACUGGGCCUGGAAGUGCCUCCAGAUCUGCCUCCAUCAAAGAAAGGCCAAAUUGCAGUUCCUCAAACAGAAGCUGCACUUGUUGGUGAACAAAGUAAUGAUAUCCUUCCAGUUGAAGACAAGCGUUUUCCCACCCCUUCAUGCACUGGAAUUCCGUUGGACCACAGAAUGACAGGCAACAUGGAAGUUGUUCUAAAUGGCAGAAAUGAAGACGACGAAGUCAAUCAUAACUUAGCUGGAAAUGGUGGUAAAAUUAUGGAGAUAAGUUCUUCCAAGGGAAAAUCGGGUAAAGUUAAUGAAGAAAAUAUGUCUAAGGAGGACAGAAAGGCUAACAACAGGCGAGCGAAUGUUCAUCGAGAUUGGAGCGACAGCUCUUCAUCAGAAGAUGAGAAGAGAAAAAAACGUUUAAGGAGGCGCAGGUAUAAAAGUAGCAACUCCGAUGAUAGUUCAUCAAGUGAUUAUCGUAAUAAAGAGUACUCUAGGUCACGUGAUAGAAAGAAAGGAUCAUCUCAAGAAAAGAGGAGCCGGAGAAAACACUCAAACCAUCACAAGCACAGACAUAGAGAUUCUUCCCCCAGAGAUCAUCAUCGCUCUGGAAAAGAACGUACGGUAUCUGAGAGAGAGAAACAUAGAUGGAGAGAUUGAAAACGGGGUUGUGUUUCCUUGGUUUCACUUCAUAAGUUGGAACUGCCCACUAUGAAAUAUCAGAUUUUCAAUGAAGGAAAUCCGGCACCAUAGGAUCCAGAAUUUUCUAAGUACUCACUCGCAGAUAAUCAUGCUGCUUCCUUGUUGGGGGCAUUCUAAAUUGUCCUCUCCAAACCUCAGGGCUCCAUGGAUUCAAAUUUCUUGACUUACAAAGGAGUCGGUGCUUUUACAACUUCCUCGAAUGCGUCUCCGAGAAGGUAAGUAACAAUUCGGUGGUUUCAUUUCCAUGCUUUACACACUACACCCAGAAUACUAACUUUAGAGGUUGUUUCCAGUUAGUGAUAUACGUGAUGUCGAACUAUCGAGGUUUAUAGAUGUAGUCAUAUGCAAUCAUUCGAACUUGAAGUAAAAAAGUGAAGUUCGAAUAUUGCUCUGUUCUUGGAUUUUUCUGGGUCGGUAUUGAAUCGUGUUGGUAAUUUUAAUUGGUGAGAAAUAUUUCUUAGGUUGGUUUUUGUUUAGUUACGAUUAUGUUUGGAGAACCUUGACGGGGUGUGAUGUGAGACUCUUCAGGACGCGCUGGGAGAAUGCAGUUCUAAUAUUUCCUUUUGAUAA